Gasterosteus aculeatus aculeatus (three-spined stickleback) is the source of this 5344-nucleotide messenger RNA. It is a transcript of the gene gpam, whose product is annotated as glycerol-3-phosphate acyltransferase, mitochondrial. Gene Ontology annotation, cellular component: mitochondrial membrane; plasma membrane. Gene Ontology annotation, molecular function: glycerol-3-phosphate O-acyltransferase activity. Gene Ontology annotation, biological process: triglyceride biosynthetic process; phospholipid biosynthetic process; glycerol-3-phosphate metabolic process. NCBI's taxonomy places the organism in Eukaryota, Metazoa, Chordata, Actinopteri, Perciformes, Gasterosteidae. The record is from RefSeq and is a predicted model, not a curated record.
CCUCUGCUCGCCGCCGUAUUGAAAUAACAAGCGCUCCUUCCCUCCUGUGACACAUUUCUCGUUGCCUGUCAGAGCUGCGCCGUCCAGCCGCGGGAGGAGAGUGGAGCUCUCGUGGGCUGAACGGAACCACAGAACCGCAACCGCCGGCCGCUUAUUUUUCGACGACUUUUAUUUAUUUGUUCAGAGAAAUGACUCAACGUAACACGGCGUUCAAGCUCGCCAGCUAGUGGAGUGUGAUCUGAAGGGAGAGAAAAGGGACGGCGGAGAACAUGGAUCUGUCAGACGGCUUGUUGCUGCAGGUGAACAACGGAGAACAGUGGUGUAACCGCUGGAAACAUCCCAAUGACGACUCGGACCGCAGCACCAGCCCCUCGGUGCUGCGCUGUGUUGCCAGCACGUGGAAGGAGGGCCUGCUGAACAGAAAGAGGCCCUUUGUGGGCCGCUGCUGUCACUCCUGUACGCCGCAGAGCUGGGAGAAACUGUUCAACCCCAGUAUUCCAUCUCUGGGACUCCGCAACGUCAUCUACAUUAAUGAGACCCACACCAGACAGCGCGGAUGGCUGGCGCGCCGGCUGAGCUACGUGCUGUUUGUCAUGGAGAGAGACGUCAACAAAGACAUGUUCACCAGGAACGUAGUGGACAAUGUGCUCAACAGCAACGGGGUGGAGUGUUCCAUUGCAGAGGUGGCCUCCGAUUUGGACGCCGCAGGCCGCCACCCGGGCCAAGAGCACAAAGCAAUCAGUAAAGUGAAGCAGAAAGCAAGGGCCUUCCUUCAGGAGAUGGUGGCCAACAUUUCACCGGCCUUCAUCAGGCUGACAGGUUGGGUCCUCCUGAGGCUCUUCAACGGUUUCUUCUGGAGCAUCCAGAUCCACAAGGGUCAGCUGGAAAUGGUCAAGAAAGCUGCUACAGAGCAAAAUGUGCCAAUGGUCUUCCUCCCCGUUCACAAAUCCCACAUUGACUACCUGCUCAUCACGUUGAUCCUGUUCUGUCACAAUAUCAAAGCCCCUCACAUCGCUGCUGGAAACAACCUUAGUAUUCCCAUCCUCAGCACCCUUAUCCGUAAACUCGGAGGAUUUUUCAUACGACGGAGAAUGGAGGAAACGGGCGAUGGAAAGAGAGACAUUUUGUACAGAUCCCUCUUACAUGCAUAUACAGAGGAGUUGUUGCGUCAGCAUCAGUUUUUGGAGGUCUACCUGGAGGGUACCCGCUCCCGCAGCGGUAAGCCGUCUACGGCGCGUGCGGGCAUGCUGUCCAUCGUGGUGGACACAAUGUGGACCGGGUCGAUCCCAGACGUGCUGGUGGUGCCAGUUGGCAUCUCUUACGAUCGUAUUCUUGAAGGCAACUACAAUAGUGAGCAGCUGGGCAAGCCUAAGCAGAACGAGAGUUUGUGGGGGAUCGCGUGUGGAGUGUUCAGGAUGCUGAGGAAGAACUAUGGCUGCGUCAGAGUUGACUUCAACCAGCCCUUCUCCCUAAAGGAGUACUUGGACUCUCAAAGAAACCGCCAUAUUCCACCGUCAGUGUCCUUGGAGCAAACCUUGAUGCCCAUCAUCAUCUCUGCACAGCCUGAUGCUCAGCUGUUUGAGGGGCAGGAAGAAGAGCAGCUGAACAGAGAGCUGCCCAAUGAUAUUUUAAGGCGACAACUUAUUAACAACCUCGCCAAGCACGUCCUCUUCACGGCUAAUAAGUCAUCGGCGAUCAUGUCCACCCACAUUGUAGCCUGUCUGCUGCUGUACCGACACAGACAGGGGGUGGUGCUGUCCAAGCUGGUGGAAGACUUCUUCAAUAUGAAGGAGGAGAUCCUUUCACGGGACUUUGAUCUGGGCUUUUCGGGGAACUCCGAGGAUGUGGUCAUGCGUGCCCUCCACCUGCUGGGAAACUGCGUCAACGUGACCAGCAGUUCAAAUCGCAACGGAGAGUUCACCAUCGCACCGAGCCAAACUGUACCAGCGCUCUUUGAGCUCAACUUCUACAGCAAUGGCCUUUUCCACGUCUUCAUUUCUGAUGCAAUCAUUGCUUGCAGCAUCCUGUCACUGCAGCGAGAGCUGGUCGUGGAAUCCGAGUCGGAUCAACCGGCUGAUGGUCCCAGCAGCCUCCCUCUCAGUCAGGAGAGGCUCAUCCGCAAGGCCGCAGGGCUCUCACACUUUCUCGUGAACGAGGUGUCUGUUGCACCACCCUGUCAGACUAUUUACCAGGUUUUUCAUGAUGCAGUGACCCGGCUGAUCCAAUAUGGAGUUCUCUACGUAGCAGAGGAGGACCACGAAGAACUGAGUCCCAGUCCGACGGAGGAACCCUGGCCCAAAAAGUUCCCAGAGCCCCUUUCAUGGCGAAGCGACGAGGAGGACGAGGACAGUGACUUUGGAGAGGAGCAGAGGGAUCGCUACCUAAAGGUGAGCCUUUCCGCAGAGCACCAGGAGUUCUUCGUCUUCCUGCAGCGGCUCGUCAGCCCGGUGCUGGAGGCCUACAGCGGCGCUGCGAUCUUUGUCCACAGUCUGAGUCAGCCCAUGGCUGAGUCUGAGUACACCCAGAGGCUCUUCAGAUACCUGCUCACCCGCACAGAGAGAGGAGUGGCCGCUUAUGGUGAGAGUGCAACUCAUUAUCUGGUCAAGAACACCGUGAAGACGUUCAAAGAGCUCGGGGUCCUGAAGCAGAGAAAAGAGAACCAGGUGACGGCUGUGGAGCUAAGCAGCACCUUUCUACCUCAAGCCAACCGGAACAAACUCCUGCACUACAUCUUAGGUUUCGCGCUGCUGUGACCGACACACCUUUCAGCCCAGCCGGAACCGCAGGCUCCUUCCAAUAAAGGGCUUCUACUGGUUACUUCUAAACAAUCCCAGGUGCUAGUCUGUGGAAAGCUUUACCAGGAAGUGCCUUCAUGUAACAGGAAGAGACUUGAAGACAGUCUUCCCUUUUUGUUCCCGUAUCUGACUCCCCUUCUUAGAACUGUGCGGCUGAUAAAACACAUGUAUUGUUCUUUUGAAGAGGUGCCGCUAGGGAUCAUCCUCUCUUUGUGAACUUUUGACAUUGAAGACAUGAGGUUUUAAUAUCAUCUACAUUUUAAACUUAAUCAGAAAAUAUACUCAAGCAGGUUAGUUAAUAAGAAUGACUUUUACAGCAAUCUGAACAAAGCAAGCUGCCUUUUGUCUAUUCAAUUAAUCAAGCAAAAUAUGCAUAGAGAAUAAUUAUUAACAUAAACAACAAAGGCAUUUUCAUGUUGUCUGUUUAUUUUAAAGCUGCUGUAUUCUCUCUAGUGCACUCUACUAUCAUACAGUAGAAAACAUGUCUAAUGUAGCUGUAUGAAAGGCUGAUUGUGAAAACAAAUAGGCCACAAGAGCAAGUGUCUCAUCCGUAGUGCAUUUAGAGUCAUUCACUCUGGCAUCAUUAACUUUAAAAAUGUAGGUACAUUAGAUAGAAUGUGUUUUUUCCUGCAACAUACGUACGUAUCCAAAUCUUAAUUUGCUAAAUUAAGUAGUGAAAUCCAAUCCUCCUUACAGACAAAGAUGAUCAAUUAUGCAAAUUAUACACAGUUCAUAUAUCAAAGAUAUACGCAGAAUCGAUUUGUCCAGCCGUGCAAAAAUAGCUACUAAAAUAUACCUGUUAAAAGUCCUGCGCAGUCCAAAGUCCUUUCUAAGUGCAUUCAGCUCCACCUUCUUGUCAUUGGUUUUUGAUGAUAAGUCACUUUCAUUUCUUCGCAUAACAGCUCUUUCACCUGUUGAUCAAUGUUCCAUAGCAGAGCCCUUAGAACACUUAAUACCAGCCAUCACAUCCACGUUGGUUCAAAUGCAACAAGCUCAAACUCUUAGGUUAUGCCUUACAGGGAACGCAGAGAUUUGGGUUCCCCGCUACACUUUCUUGUAUUCAUAACACACUUCAUGAAACUGCUGAGGGAGCAGCUUUGCUAUAAUGGAUGUGCAUUUGCGAAACAAAUACUCCAUUAUAGCAAAAGACAAUUAAGUGUUGGCAAGGUGGUGUCUCCGCUGUACUGGUGAAGAAAAGAGAGGACGUCUUUCUCCUUCGGAUGCUUUUAAAUGCAAACUACUGAAAAACUAAAUAAUAGUGCUUAACUGUCAGGUUAAUCUAUUUUAUUCAUCUUUUCAUCUUUUGUUCCAAAAAAAAGAAAGAAAUGGUGUCUGAGAGGUUGGGAGUUGAAUAUUUGUGGUAACAGAAAAUAGGCAAGAGGCAACAUCAAACACAGACAAAAAAAAGAUGAAAAACUCUUUGUGCAUUUUAGCUGCUUAACAAUUAUACUUUUUCAUUUUUGCUGAAAAAUCUGAGGACUCGAAAAAAUAAACGUAGAACAUCUAAGUAGAGGAUGGUGUCUGAGUGAACACCAAAACGAAAAGACAGCAUGUGUUUGGAAAGGGUGGAGAAAAAAAAAGAGAAAGAAAAGCUGAUUAAUUUCUUAUGUUAUUAGAGGCGAUGCUGACGGCAUUUUCUCCGAUUGAUAAUGUGAAGCAGACAAUGUGAAUGUUGUCAAACAACAUUCUCCAUCUGUCAGGGCAAUAAAAGAACGUGGGCAUUGGGUGUCUGCCGGUAAACAUUUAAAUGAGUAUUUAUACUAAAAGACACUGCUUGUUGCAAUUAACUGAAAUGCUUUUUGUCGACUUCUUGAUUUAAUAAUAUAAACCUGCCUAUUUUUGUGCAGUCAAAUCUGUGUACGAAAUGACCCUGAGAUGGAAACUCGUUUGUGUUUGCCGCAGCAUGUUGAAGAACAGGAGCGUACGUCAUUUAAACGUGAAUGUGAUCAAAGUGAUUUGGUUUACAUUAAAGGCCUUUUCGAGCCCCAUAAUCUGUUCAGGUCCCCAUGUUGAGGGACCCCCCCCCUCCGCCAGGAUAAAAAAAAAAAAACUACUGCGUACUGUACUGCAUGUCUGCUCUGGUCGCCUUUAAUCAUCGACAGUUCAAUGUGAGAUGAGUUUGAUUCGUUUACCUCCUGAAUGUAUCUGUCUCUUGAAAGGUCAAAGCGAUGUUGUACUCGAUGGUGUCGAUUGGUUGAGAGUCAUGUCUGCAUUAACAGCAUCCCUGUACAACCAUGUAACUUUGUAGGAUAAAAGAAAGCCUGUAUCUGGGGAGCAGGUGUCUCUUUUUUAAUACACUGUAGUGUUCUCUGGUUGUGUUUUCAUUGGUUUGUUUCUUGUGCAUGUUAUUUUGUGUUGGAAUCCAAAAGGACACUGUAGAUUGUAAUUUAAAACAACACAAGAGCAGAUGACUUGUUACUAGAGGAUGAAUCACCAGCUACUAAAAGAAAAUGUAAAGUGUCACUUUUUUUUGUUCUUGCUUUCUCCGAGCAAAGCACAAUUGGCAUUAUUAGAUUUUGUUUUUAAAUAAAUUAAUGAUAGAUUAACAA